Molecule: messenger RNA, 666 nt
Organism: Saccharomyces mikatae IFO 1815
Lineage: Eukaryota; Fungi; Ascomycota; Saccharomycetes; Saccharomycetales; Saccharomycetaceae
Gene: TIM22
Product: translocation channel protein TIM22
Exons: 1
Coding region: 1-666 (221 amino acids)
Biological process (GO): protein insertion into mitochondrial inner membrane
Cellular component (GO): TIM22 mitochondrial import inner membrane insertion complex
Molecular function (GO): transmembrane protein transporter activity
Source: RefSeq, a predicted model, not a curated record
AUGGUGUACACAGGAUUUGGUCUAGAACAGUUAAGUCCACCUCAAAAAACACCUUACAAUGAGCUAACUCCAGAAGAGCAGGGAGAGCGGGGCGCAGAAAUGAUCAUGAACUUCAUGACUUCUUGUCCUGGGAAAUCAGUAGUGAGUGGUGUAACAGGGUUUGCACUGGGGGGUGUUUUAGGUCUUUUUAUGGCGUCAAUGGCUUAUGAUACACCACUGCAUACGCCCACACCUGCUAAUACAGCAGCAACAACAGCAGCAGCAACAACAACAACAACAGCAGCAGCAGCAGCAGCAACAGCGGGAAAUGCGGGCGUGGGAGGGAUAUCAAGAACAGUUCAACAAAUAUCCGAUUUACCGUUUCGGCAGCAAAUGAAACUUCAGUUUACUGAUAUGGGUAAAAAAUCGUACUCUAGCGCUAAGAAUUUCGGUUACAUUGGCAUGAUAUAUGCCGGUGUAGAAUGUGUCAUAGAGUCACUUAGAGCCAAAAAUGAUAUUUAUAACGGAGUAACAGCAGGGUUUUUUACCGGUGCUGGGUUGGCUUACAAGGCCGGACCACAAGCUGCAUUAAUGGGUGGUGCCGGUUUUGCCGCCUUUUCAGCUGCAAUUGAUUUGUACAUGAAAAGCGAAGAUGGUAGACCACCUCGUAAUGAUUUUAAAGAAUGA